This is a messenger RNA of Oppiella nova, 4839 nucleotides long. NCBI's taxonomy places the organism in Eukaryota, Metazoa, Arthropoda, Arachnida, Sarcoptiformes, Oppiidae. The record is from the annotation of a GenBank genome assembly.
AUGGCUCGGAGUCGAGUGUUUGGGUGUUGUGGUGGUGGUGUGGGUCGUGGUGUCGGUGCUAUGGAUGAUGAGAGCCCAAAGCAUAGCACUCACACUAAUCUUCACUCCAUUCCUCCCUUUCCUCCCAUUCCCGUCCCCUCUCUCGCUCCCCUCCAGUGCCGCCGACAUUCACUAUCCGUAUACUUACAAAGCAAAACACAUGCAAUUACUGAGACUCACCAAACGGCCGCCCACUCCCACCUCAGGUGCCGCCCACCCACUCAGCCUCACCAGUGCUGGGCUCACGUGCGGCAUAACGUGACUCUCGUGUGGCAGCCAAUGGCAGCGCAUGACUCGCACCCAUCAAAUUUGAAACUAGAAUUGGAAAAACUCGCGACAGAGAAGACAGAAAUGCAAAGACAUUACGUUAUGCACCAGCAACAGGUCGCGUCGGCCGUCGAGAGGGCCAAACAGGUGACUAUGACUGAGCUGAACGCCAUCAUCGGUCAACAAAUUCACGCCCAACAGCUCUCGUCAGCCCACUCGCACGGACCCCCGAUGCCAAUGAUGCCGCACCCGGCACUGGCAGGUCUUCAGCCCCCCUCCGCGGCUGCUGCUGCGGCUCUGGCGGCGGGAAUCCCGCCCUCAAGUUCAGCGGCCGGACUGCUGGCCCUGUCGAACGCGGGUUCACUGGCGGGCGCCGCGUCGGUCACCGCCAACAACAACAACUCGAGUCAUUUGCCGGGAAUCCCGUCCGCCCUUUCGAAAGACCGGGAAUCCCAUCGCGAAAACAAUGAGAAGCGUUCACUCAAUGUAUGGAGUAGUGUAGUAGAGUAUGAGGUGGAGAGCGAUGCAAAGCCUACGGGCGGUCAGGCAGUGAUGGCUGGGAAGGCGAACACCAUUUCAAAUGGGUUUGGAUUCGCAGCGACUGUGUUGGCAGUGCUGGGGAUGGUGGGGUGGGGGUCGGAGCGACUGAACAUUCAUAACACAACGACUUGUCUGGCUUUGAUGUUGGGGGAGAUUAGCAGGAAAGUAGCUUUACGGGGGCGAAACUCUAUUUCUCCGAAUGAAAGGGAAAAGUUUCGGAACAGAUCUCCAGAUUUGGAGCACGAGAUGAAGAAACGCAAGAAUGCGAAGGAAGAGAAGGACAGCGACGGAGAAAAGAGUGACCAGGAGUUGGUGGUGGAUGUGGCCAAUGAGGACCCGGUGGGCUCUCCUAACGGCAACUCUUCUCCGCGAGAAAACGGUAACGAAAAGCAAGUGAAGAAAGAGCACAGUUCUCACUCUCCGCACUCCAGUAUAUCCUCCAACUCAAGCACUCCCUCUUCCAAACACAAAGAGAACGAGAAGUCGAUGACACCCGUUCCUAAGCCCACUACCCCUACCAGCUCUGGGAGCAUGAAGAAUAUACCCAAACCUCCACUCGGCCCUCCCUAUCCAUAUCCCCUGCACGGCGGACCAGGUGGGCCCGGAGGACACCUUCCAGCAGAUCUAAGUACAGCUGCGGCUGCGGCGGCCUAUUCACAGAGCAUAGCUCUUCAUAAUAACAUCUCUCCGGCCCUUAACUCAUAUUCAAGGGGUUUGGUCGGAGGGCCGUAUCCAGAACCUCACCCCUCCAUGAGAGGACCAGGAUUUGGUGGCGCCAUUCCAGGAGGCAAACCGGCCUAUUCUUUCCAUGUGAACGCUGAGGGUCAGGUACAGCCCGUACCCUUUCCACCCGAUGCUCUGGUGGGAUCAGGGAUUCCUCGUCAUGCAAGACAAAUAAAUACUCUAAAUCACGGGGAAGUCGUUUGUGCCGUUACUAUCAGUAAUCCCACGAAAUAUGUGUACACCGGAGGAAAGGGUUGUGUCAAAGUGUGGGAUAUUAGUCAACCCGGGAAUAAGAGCCCUGUCUCUCAAUUGGAUUGUUUGCAAAAAGACAAUUACAUCCGUUCGUGUAAACUCUUACCCGACGGUCGGACUCUCAUCGUUGGGGGCGAAGCGAGUACUAUAUGUAUCUGGGAUUUGGGCGCUGCUAUACCCAGGAUUAAGGCUGAAUUGACUUCAUCGGCACCGGCAUGUUAUGCACUCGCCAUAAGUCCGGACUCGAAAGUUUGCUUCAGUUGUUGUAGUGAUGGAAAUAUUGCGGUUUGGGAUCUCCAUAACCAGUCACUUGUCCGCCAAUUUCAAGGACACACUGACGGCGCCUCCUGUAUUGAUAUCAGUAAUGAUGGAAAUAAGUUGUGGACGGGAGGGCUCGAUAAUACUGUCCGUUCGUGGGAUCUCCGAGAAGGCCGACAACUACAACAACACGACUUCUCUUCGCAGAUCUUUUCGUUGGGUUACUGUCCGACUGGCGAUUGGCUGGCAGUCGGUAUGGAGAGCAGUAACGUUGAAGUACUCCACUGUUCAAAGCCAGACAAAUAUCAGUUGCAUUUACACGAGAGCUGUGUCUUGUCGUUGAAGUUCGCAAACUGUGGCAAAUGGUUCGUCAGCACCGGGAAAGACAAUCUCCUGAACGCGUGGCGAACCCCUUACGGCGCCUCAAUAUUUCAGUCAAAGGAGUCGUCUUCGGUGUUGAGUUGCGACAUCUCAUCGGAUGACAAGUAUAUUGUGACCGGUUCUGGAGAUAAGAAGGCUUCGCUCUAUGAAUCGUCUUCGGUGUUGAGUUGCGACAUCUCAUCGGAUGACAAGUAUAUUGUGACCGGUUCUGGAGAUAAGAAGGCUUCGCUCUAUGAACCAAUAACGCCGACCAGUUCUGGAUCGACAACUCCGAGCUCCAGCGCCAAUAAAACACCAAAACCCACCACUUCUAUCGGGAUGAGUCUUACCGACGAUGAGGACUGCGGACAAAUGAAGGACGGCGUGGUGUCGGACGCGUUGCCACCUAAUGAAGGCGUGCUGUCCAAGUGGACCAAUUACAUCCAUGGGUGGCAACAGAGGUUCAUUGUCCUCAAAGACGGGACACUCACGUACUAUAAGUCGUCGGACGAGACGGAUCGGACGCGUUGCCACCUAAUGAAGGCGUGCUACGGGACACUCACGUACUAUAAGUCGUCGGACGAGACGGCCUUCGGGUGCAGAGGAGCCGUCACUAUCAUUAAGGCACAGAUCAAGUUGCAUGAGUUCGACGACUGUCGCUUUGAUGUCGGCGUAUCGGACUGUGUGUGGUAUCUGAGGGCACAAUCCAUCGAUGAACGCAACCAAUGGGUCGAUGCCAUCGAAACACAUCGGCAAUACAGCAAUGAUGUGACGGAUGGCGCUCUUCGGCGUCACGGGUCGGCCGUCUCUUUGGGAUCCGUUAGUGUGACGUCUAUUAAGAGCAACAGAGGGUUGAAGGAGAAGUUGAAUGAAAUCGAGACUUUCAGAGACAUAUUGUGUCAACAGGUGGAAACAUUGCAAACAUAUUUCGAUGUCUGCGCCCAAGGGGUUGGGAUUGGGAUCAACCAUAAACUCAAUGGGGAAAACGAUUCAGAAGACACUGAAAUGGAUUUGGAUUACAAUGAUGUGAAAGAACAUCGGAAUGGAUUAAACAAAGACUUGAUGUCAGAGUUGGCGCCCAUUUCGAUGGAUCUGAAGAGGGACGCCAUAACGUUCAAAGCGACCACCGCUGGCAUCAUUGCAACCCUUUCUCAUUGUAUAGAACUUAUGCACCAAAGAGAAGACAAUUGGAAGCGAAGGCUCGAGAAAGAGAUGGAGAAGAGGAAGCGAUUGGAGGAACUCAUAAAACAGACGCAUUGCGAGUCAUCCCAACAGAACGUGAUUGUGAUCGGAGGGCCCGACUAUGAGGAGGGGCCGCACAGUAUGAUCAAAGAGGACGAGUUCUUCGAUGCCGUCGACGCAGCGCUCGAUCGCAACGAACAACAGGACGAAGAGAGACGACAACUGAAACUCGUGACGCGAGAGUUAAACGCUCCGUCACCUACACUACCGCCCCUUUGCGGCCAUCCCUUGUGGUCAGAGAUUGAAAGGGUGACAACCGAUCAGUUAUAUUACUCGAGGCUUGAGAUCGGAGAGGGAGGACCAAAGGGGUGGGAACUGUUUGCAGAGGACGGAGAAAUGAGACUUUAUAAGAGGGAACUGGAGGUCGACGGACUCGUAUGCGACCCUUUAAAGGCUGUGCACACCGUUAAAGGCAUAUCCGGACACGAGAUGUGUUAUCACUUCUUUAGUCCAGACGUUCGGUUCGAUUGGGAAAACACUUUAGAGUCGAUGAAAGUGAUUGAAGAGAUAAACCCGAAUUCACUGAUUUUCCAUCAAAUCCACAAAAGGGUUUGGCCCGCGGCUCAGAGAGACACUGUCUUCUGGUCUCAUAUCAGACGCUCACAACAGGCCGAACACAACCAAAAUACUAGCGGUCCGGACAACGUAUGGAUUGUAUGCAAUAACUCGACUGACAGGCCAGACAUACCGUUGGGCCGAUGUCUUCGUAUGACAAUGACUGUCAGUUUGGUUUGUGAGACAUAUAUCGAUCCCAUACCAGAAGAAGGCAAAGAGUUAACGAGAGAUAACCUGAAGUUGAAUGUUAGGUCUUUCGGUCAGACAACUCGCACUCAUUACGUACGGUACUUACGUUACUUAACUUAUUACAAUAUCGCAAACCUCUUAUUCCGUUUACUCCAACUGAUAUUCGACUUGAAACGGCAAACAUUGGUUUUGAGGUUAUAUGAAAACCUCGAGCACCCAAUAAGUGACCCGAGUAUUGGAGUAUUGGAGUGUUGGUUGGGCUGUUGGCUCAGUGAACACCUGAGUGAACCUGAAUCCCUCAAUGGGCUAAACAAUCGUCGGCCUGAUCUCGAUUCAGCUCAUCAUAUCAUACAGAGCCUCACAUCACACAUACCUUCCAUGAAGCACCGUUAUUCCAAUCGCACCGACCCAUAA